This is a messenger RNA of Ambispora gerdemannii, 996 nucleotides long. The record is from the annotation of a GenBank genome assembly. NCBI's taxonomy places the organism in Eukaryota, Fungi, Glomeromycota, Glomeromycetes, Archaeosporales, Ambisporaceae.
AUGUCCGAUUUCAAACUGCCAAGAAAUACCGAAUUUUAUUCAGUAACUAUCACAACAAUCGCCCUACAUUUGCUCAACCUUUUUGGAUCUGCCUAUAUAUUUUAUAGAACGUUUCGAUAUUGGCGAGAAAGAGAGUAUAAAUCCUUGGCAAUGUCACAUCGAUUGCCAUUAUAUGCCGCGUCAACAGAUUUUUUGACGGCAGGGUUGAGUAUUAUUAACGGGGCCUAUACACUUUGUAAUUCGAAAACACUGCCAGAAAUACCAUGUGCAGCCACUGGGUGGGCUACAGCGAUUUUGAGUUUUAUAAAUCAAUUUAUCUUUCUUGGAAUCUCUAUUAUAACUUAUUUAAGAGUGUGUCAACACAAACCAAUAGAGCUUGGUCGAUUCGACUAUAAACUUUUUACAUUCAGUUGUCUCUUAACUGGAAUUGCACUUGCGAUUGUUUCUCGAGAUGGAUAUGGUGCUCAAAAAUAUUGGUGUGCAAACAAAGUCAAAGCACGAGCAUCAUUAAUCACACCAAUAGUUGAAAUCAUCUCCGUCACAGUGAUUUCGUUAGCUUGCUACGCGGCAACUUUGCGAGCACUCGUACGCAAUCGUCGAGAAUUGAAAAAAGGCACAGUCUUUGCUUCUCAAUAUCACACGAUAGACCGGAUUGAGGAAAGAGUAACGAGAAAGAUCAUAACUUAUGUUCUUUUCUUUAACCUUCAAUGGCUUCCUAUUGCUGUGUAUGCUGGUGCUGCUUUAACCGAGGCCGCAACAGAAACCUGGGUUUAUUAUGUAGGAGUCAUUGGCUUAAGUUUCGGUGGAAUUGGAAAUGCAAUAGCAUAUGUAAUGAAUGAAGGUUGGCUACCAAAUUAUAAUACCUCAUCACCACCUUUAAAUAGUCAUCAACAUGCCAGUAAGGAUAAUGAAUUCUCCCAUACCAAUACCACAAUUAAAGUCGAUAUUGUUAAGGUCGAAUCUUCCAAUAAGUCACAAAACCAAGCGAACAUUUGA